AUGAUCCACACCACAGAACAAAGACACGAACUAACGCGAUUGCAGGCGUCCGAGUCGGAGCGUUUGCCUGUCUGGUCGAAGGCGAGGAGGUCAGGGGCCCUCGAGAGCCCAGCUGUCAUGAUGCCCACAAGCACGAGAGCCACGCGGUCGCGAUUCUCCAGCCCGCACCAGCACGCCAACGGAGGAACGGAACCAGCCAAGAAAACGAAUGGGACGAGCGAGGCCUCGAGGACCUUCAUGCAGAAAUGGUUGGAGCCGACGGUGCAAAGCAAGCCAAGCUUCGAGGAGGCUGGAUUGGUGCGAUACGGCGUCACGGAGAACAUGGCGCCCCUCGGGUCCCUUCCUAAAGCACAGGCGACGAAGAAGCAGGGUCAGGAUGGCGCGGGACCCGUCAGGAAGAUCAUCCUAAAGUCGAGCUCAGCAAGUUCGGCGGCGGCGGCGGCGGCGGCGGCAGCAGCAGCGGCGGCGGCAGGUACGGAAGGUGCGGCAGGUGCGGCGGCGGCAGCAGCAGCAAAGCGCUCAGAAACACCACCCUCGUUCCUUCCAUCGCCUUCACCACCACCUCCUGCCGUGGUUCAGAAAGCUUCAAAAAAAAUUCUGCCUGCUCGGGGCCUGUAUGACGACGAAGAGGACGAGGACUGCACGCCCAAAGCAGCCACUGGAAAGGGCCUGGGUCGCCGUGCAUCUGCCUCACAGAAAAGCCUGUCGCGCUCCUCGGUAGGUCAUCGCGCAUCAUCGUCGGUUCGUCAAGUAGUGCCCUCUAGCGACGCCGUGCAGCCUUCAGAACCGACAUCCGAGAACAAGGAGCUUGUCGAAAAGGCCGUCGAGGUCGCCGUCAACGAAGCGCUCCGGCACUAUCGCUAUCCCACUGCGUGGGCACUCCGGACCCUCUACGACGAAAAUUCUUCCGACCCAGACUUCCUGUCCAUGCUGGAGGACGUCUACAACCAAAAAGCCGACGAAGACACUCUCGACGAGUUUUCGCGCCUUAUCGAGAACAAAAAGAGAGAAGGCAAGAAGGAUAACCAGGCUUGCUACUAUUUUGUACCCCCUUCCACCGUCUCUCGCUUCACCCCUCACAAGCCUAAGCCGGCACCUUACGGCCACCUCCUUGUCAAGUCUGAGGAUCAGGAAGUCACGCCGACUAAAAAUCCUGGCAAGUACAGCAAGGCAUCGGAAUCUUCCCUUGACGAAAUGGACCUGGACGACGAGUCUACCCUACUGGCGGCCGAGACGACCAUGGCUCCCACGACGCCGUUGCGCAAGCGCGCCCGGAGGGACUCUGCAAGCAGCGACUCGUCGCUGUCGGAGCUUUCAGCGUCUCCGUCGCUGCCCCCCGACUCACCUUCUCCCAGCUCUCCGCCCGUCCCCGCCGGAUGCCAGCAAGGGGACAGCCACAGUCGCCCUCACAGUGCCAAGACGCCUGCCACGGCCGCUGUCGCCGACACCGAGGCCACCUCGACCAGCGCACCACCACCAAUCGACCUUCAGCCAAUGAAGAGACGCGGCAGAUCCGUCGCUGCUAAGACGAGCGUGUCUGACGCAUCCAACCCAAACUCACCCACCCUCCCCCCAAACAUAUCUCAAGCUGCAGGGGCUGGCAACAUGCCUGGUCGACUUUCUUCGCCCAUCUUCCCCAACCUUUCGUCGACGGCACCACCAUCGAAGCCGGCUGGCAAGAAGAACGGCAACAAGGACAAGGCUCCCCGCGUAUUGCAGAGCGACGAUGCAACCUCCGCACGCAGAAGAAAUGCACGCGAUAGUACCAUCAGCCAGACGCCCCAGCCCGAGAGCCACAUCCGCGGAUCGGACAUGAGAAGCAGGGCCGGUUCCGUGGCUGCCUCGUCGCCAGCGGUGAACCUGCGCAAGUCGACCCGUACGCCCGCUCCUAACCCGAGCCUCAAUCUGAUCCUGAGCACGAGGACCACGAGAUCGGCCAAGAGGACUCACGACGAGAUUGACAGCACCAGCUCUCCGACCGCGCCGUCAUUCCUCGGAGACCUCACGCCAACGGCGAGCUCCAGGGCUGCGACGCCUACAAACCUUCGUCCAACGAAGAAGCAGCGGACCGGUCUGCGCAUCAAAACUUCGCCUAUGAAGAAGAAGGGAGGAACCGCGGCUGGUGUGCCCCGAGCUAGCGGCGAGGGCGGUGCAUCCACGGUCAACGGAGGCCCAACGAACCAAGACGAGAACGACGACUAUUGCUCGGCGUGCGGUGGUGUCGGGGAUCUCGUGUGCUGCGAAAAUUGUUCCAGAUCGUUUCAUUUCGAGUGUGUUGACCUUGGCCUGGGCGACACCCUCCCCGAGGAGUGGUUUUGCAAUGUCUGUUCCAGCAACAGAUACCCAGCCAGGGUCCCCGAUCACCAGGGUGCCUUUGGCGGUUUGCUAAACAGUCUGGAGAAGACCAAUCCUCGAGCCUUCAAGCUGCCUCACCGUGUUCAGGUGUACUUUGAGGGCGUCAAGGUCGGUCCUGAGGGCGAGUAUGAGGAUAUCGUGGUACCGACUAAGCCCAAGAAGAAAGGGUAUGAAGAAACCCCAGACUUCUUCAAGAUUCGGGAUGGAGAUGGCUCUGCUGUUCUCUGCCAUAAUUGCCAACUCCCAGCAGCCGACAAUCGCGCCAUCCUUCCCUGCAGUCAAUGCAGCCUUUACUGGCAUUUGGACUGCCUUGACCCUCCCCUGGCAAUCCCGCCUGUUUUGCGGACAUGGCGUUGCCCGAUGCACGCAGACGAUCUAUUGGCUGAGUUGCCCAAAGAACUUGCACCUGCUCACCGCUUCCGGAAGAUCAAAGGAGCUCCUGCCAUCACCCCAGCCUUCAGCCGUGGCAUGAAGAACAAUGGCAUCAUUGAGAUUGAAGAUGAAGAGUCUGAGGAUGAAGCGACAGGCUGGAAUGAUGUGAAGACUUUUGGCCGUGUAUACAAGUUACCUGCCAAAGGCAUAGUCCUUGACUUCAUUUCUCAGCUUCGAAAAGAUGGUGCUGGCUACAUCAAUAGUUCACCGACUUCAGCCAAUACCCAGCCACCGCCACAGCCACAGCCAGUCACUCUGUCCCUGGACACUCGUUCGCGUGUGGAGCAGCAGACAGCACUCAACUUAGUUGAAUUGGCAUCCAGCCAGCCAACUACUAAGCUUGACGAUCUCAUGCAGGCCUUGCUGACAACUGCCGAUCCAGCUAUCCUCUCUCUUAUAGCACGCGGCAGUGCUGACAAUUUUGCCCGCGGCGAAAUUAGUGAUGCAGACAGACAAAGUCUUCAAGCAAUGCUGGCCCAGAUGGACGCAAUGUCCAACAGAAUCAGAGGCCUACUUGGAGCUAGUCCGCCAGAUGCUGGUGCACACAGCGCUGAGGGUUGCCAAAACACACUUGGCGGCGGCGAUAUUGACGGCGCCGAAAGCGCUCAGGGCGAUAUUCCCUCGUUGAAAAAUGAGUCUGUUGAGCCUCCUGCCGACUUGCCUACGCCUGCAACCACCACACAGGACAAUCCAGAGACUUUCAACAGCUUGGGUGAGAAGUCAUCUCAAGACGUACCUAACGACACAAACGACGACGAUGUGCCCAUCAUGGAUAUUGAUUAG
Colletotrichum higginsianum IMI 349063 is the source of this 3570-nucleotide messenger RNA. RefSeq names its product PHD-finger domain-containing protein. The transcript has 6 exons. Bases 1 to 3570 code for a protein of 1189 amino acids. The record is from RefSeq and is a predicted model, not a curated record. Gene Ontology annotation, cellular component: Rpd3S complex. NCBI's taxonomy places the organism in Eukaryota, Fungi, Ascomycota, Sordariomycetes, Glomerellales, Glomerellaceae. Gene Ontology annotation, biological process: regulation of transcription by RNA polymerase II.